CUUUAUGUUGACUAUGUACCCCUCUCUUUUGCCCCUAGUUUCAACCGAACCCCAUAGCACAGUAUGAAGGGCCGGACAGAUGCCCCGCGUGAUAGGUGAGUGGCUGCCGCUGGCGCCUCUUCCUCAUGUGCAAACUAGAAGUAUCUACUCUCAUUUCUUUCUCGUUUCUGCUUUCACUCUCAACCAGAGUCCUAUUUUUAUAUUUUGAGUUUAAUUGCAAUGCCUCCAAGCAGAGCAGUGGUGCGGAAAAUGAACUUUUGUACUGUUUUUAAUCAAUUAACGUAGUGAAUCUAUUUAAUUUCUGAUGUACUUAUAUAAAGUUCACUGUUGUUGUAUCGUUGUAUUUUAUCUCCCUGACUGGUAGCACUUUAUUUCACGGUACAUAAACUACUUGCUAAUUUUAAAGAAAUAACAUGGUAAUAAAAUGGUAAAUACAUAUCAGAAACCUAAGAAUGACAUGCUUGUUUCUAAUCUUUUCAUAUUUUCCUCCCGUUCCCAGGGGCUGGUUGGUGGGGAUCAUCUUCUUCAUUCUGGGCCUCGGGACGCUGCUACCAUGGAACUUCUUUAUGACCGCCUCCAUGGUAAACCCAAUCUCAUAUGUCUUCAUAACAACAAGGUUACAGUCGGAUUAGGGUAAGGUAGAUCUGAUCCUAGAACUGUAGCUUUGGGAAACUUUAGUAUUAAAGUUUCCCAAAGCUACAGAUCUAAGAUCAGAUAUACUUUGGCUCGGGUUCAACAAGUGCAGUACUUGCCAUGCCAAAGUAGAGCAUUGGCUUCUUAGGGAAUUGUAUGUGUUCUGUAACUGUGUGUAUUGUACAUAGAGGAUUAGCUGAGUUGUUGGUAUGUUCCAGUCAAGUAUUUUGUCCGAGAGGGAUUUAGUGUGACUGGCCCCCUGUUGUUAUGUAGUCUUGGUGUCCACUAAGUACCUCUAUGUUGAAGUUAACCCCUUUGUGGUGUGGUUGGAGGCCCCCUUAAGCUAUAGAACAUCACAUGAGUAUUCCACUUUGGAGCUGUGUAGUCAAUCAUGUGAACAUGUUGUGUGUGUGGCCUAGCCGCUAAGGCUAAGCUCUCUCUAUGUUCAAUUGUCAAACUCCACAACUCCUAGGGUUAGCUCAUAGGGUUAGCUUUGAUUCUUGGUAUACAGUACACGUUUGUAGAAUGACUAGGCCUAUUUGUAUAGGAACAAGUGACCACUGAUGUACCAUUACUGUAUGUACUUAGCCGAUAGCAACUAACAACAUAUUGAUUGUUAAUCUAAACUAAACUGGGUCAUCUCCUGAAUCCUGUGUGGCUCAGUUUAUAGAGCAUGCUUGUAACGCCAUGAACGUGGGUUCGAUUCCUGCUGGGGCCACCCAUCCCAAAAUGUGGAUAAAAGCGUAUGCAAAAAUACAAUUUUAUCUCUUUGUCUCUUCUGUCAACAGUAUUUCAACAGCCGCCUCAACAAGACAGAACGGAGAAACGGCACGGUGGUGGCCCACAAAGAGUACUACUUCAACAACUGGAUGACUCUGCUGUCCCAGCUCCCCCUGCUUCUCUGCACUCUGCUCAACUCCUUCUUCUAUCAGCGGUGAGACAGCACUUCUCCCUCAGGUUUACAAGAUAUCCAAAUGCUAAAGAAACAACGUUCUACUGCAUACUUGGCUGAUAGUCUAGUGUGUGUGUGAACCACCCUUUUGUGUUGGCCAUUUUAUUCAACUGCAAAUAGGUGCAAAAAAGCUAAUAUGCUUUGUGAUACAGUGGAUUUUAGAGUGGCCUCAGUUUGAAGUACAAAUGUGUAAUACUCCGUAAAGGUAGUGUUACUUGCUACUGUCUAAUCCAGUGAGAUUGUGAACUAACCUUUUGAAUUUGUGUGUUUGUGCGUAGGAUAUCGGAGAUGGUGCGUAUAGCGGGCAGCCUGGUCUUCAUCUUCAUCCUCUUCAUCCUCACUGCCAUCCUGGUCAAGAUCCCUAUGGAAGAGGACCGCUUCUUCUCUGUUACCAUGGCUAUCAUCUGGUUCAUCAACUGUGAGUAGGACAUGGUUGUCUGUGUGUGUGGGGGGGAUCAUUGUGGUGUGUGUGUGUGUGUGUAUGAAAGAGAGAAACCAUUUGUCACAAGAUGUGUGUAAUAGCAUUAAUAUAGUGUGCAUGAGUAAGGUGUGUGGGGGCGGUAUCAUUAACUGUUUGUGUUUGUUGAUGAUGAUGAUGAUGAUGAUGAUGAUGGUGUGCACUAUAUCAUUAACCCUGUCUCUUUCUCUCUCUCCUGGUAGCGUUUGGAGCGGUGUUACAGGGCAGUCUGUUUGGGCUAGUGGGUCUGCUGCCUCAGAAGUACAGCGCUGUGUUUAUGAGUGGCCAGGGGCUGGCCGGCACCUUCGCAGCUAUCGCCAUGCUGAUCUCCAUAGCCAGUGAGUCACACACACAAACAAAUAUAUCAAAUAUACAAAUUACUACUUGGAAAUAAACACGCACAGCUCACAUCAGAGAUGCUCAGUGGCUGACUAGCAAAUCAUUCAAAUGUGGCAAAUAGUCAAAUGAGUAUGAUGUGGCCUUUGCAAUUCCACUUGGAAUUGACCUCACCUUUUUCAUUCCUGUGUGUGUGUGCGCGCGCGUGUGUGUGUGUGUGUGUGUGACAGGUGAUUCAGACCCUGAGACGGCUGCGUUGGGUUACUUCAUCACUCCUUGUGUAGGAACCCUGCUCACUCUCCUCAGCUACAUCUUACUGCCUCGCCUGGUGAGUGGCUCAGCCCUACAAAGCCCCAGGACUAGAAUGUAAUAGAAUCACUGAUAGAUACCACACGUUGGGCCUCAGAACAGACCCUGUAUCCCUCAGGACUAUAGCUGAUCAUCAUGCAGUAUGACAUGACUACGUUUUAUUUAAAGAAUCUGUUUCAAAGGUUGGGACUCAAAACAGACUUUGUAUCCCCCAGGGCUGUAGCUGACCAGCAUGCAGUAGGGCAUCACUAUGUUUUAUCUAAGGAAUCUGUGUUCAAGUUCAGGGAACUUUCUGUCUGUCUCAUUUGGCCUCUGCUCCGGUCUCAUCUAGGAGUUUGCCCAGUUCUACUUGGACAAGAGCAGGAGCUAUGAGGUGGAGACCACAGACGAGCUGUUGAAAGGUGAGGCUGCUGAAAGCCUAUUCAUGUUGUGCUCCUAUAUAUCUCAAUGACCAACCACUACAGUGCAGUCUGUCACUGCUAGUAUUCCCCUUUAUACUCAGGGGUUGUAUGUAUCAAGCAUCUCAGAGUAGGAGUUUGGAUCUAGCAUCAGGUCCCCCUGUCCAUGAGGGUCAUCGGCUGCCACCUGCCCUCCAUCGAGAUCCUGCACGACUCCAGGGCAAGGAAGGGUGCAGGAAAGAUCAUCAAUGGAUGUUUCAAUGGAAAUUACCAAAUGUCUAGGAAACCCUCUAGGCACUAGUUAUCAGCUCUAGCUUGGUCCAGUGGUGAGGGAAAAUUCCUGGCCCUAAUCAUAACAGAUAAUGUAGUAGUAGUCUGGUGGGCCCUAUUCAUAACAGAUAAUGUAGUAUUCUGGUGGGCCCUAUUCAUAACCGAUAAUGUAGUAGUCUGGUGGGCACAUGCCCCAGAAACUAGUGUCAUAGAUGGCUCUCCAUCCCUCCCUCCCUCCCUCCCUCCCCCAGCAUCGGCCAUUACUCCCUCACACAUUUACCCCUGCCUGUUGAUUAAUCAAUUUGAGGUAAAAUUGACAGUUUUCCCUGACAUUUUCCCCAUUCUUCCUCCCCUGGCAGAGAGUGACACGGCGGUGAAUGGCAAGGCCAACGGCUCUUUGGCCAAUGGUGGUGCCAGCGGCGAGGAGGUGGAGGUAGAGGGGGCCAGUCCCAAGCAUAACUUCCUACCCCUAGAGCAGGCUGAGGACAGGGAUCGGAAGUCCACCGUCAUGGAGGUGUUUAAAAAGGUAAUGCUGACCUCUGUUGUUACUCAAAUGUCUAUAGCAGAGUCAUAUAUAUAUAUAUAUUUUUUUAUAUAUGGCUCUUGUCUAUAGUUGAGGUCCAAUUCCCUACCCUUUUCCCAAAGUGUACACUUGUUCACUCCCCUGCAUGCAUUUAGAAGUAGUGUAAGCAUGGACUAGAGAAAGUUUCCACCAUAUUUCUUACCUUGUCUCUGUCCCUCUUCAGAUAUGGGUGAUGGCAUUCUGUGUGGUUUUUGUCUUCACCGUCACUCUCGCUGUGUUUCCUGCCGUCACUGUGGACGUCAAGACCAUGUACCCUGGGAAAUGGGGUAUGUAUACACUCUUUGAAAAUAGGUUUCAAAAGGGUUCUUCGGCUGUCUCCAUAGGAGAACCCUUUCUCGUUCCAGGUUGAGCCCUUUUUGGUUCGAGGUAGAACCCUUUUAGGUUCUAUAUAGCACCUUUGUAGAUAUGUAUACUGUAUGUUUAGUAUGCAUGUCAUGAGACUUAAAACCACCUAUUAACCACCCCUCUCCCUCUUCCCUCCAUCAGAGCCCUACUUCAUCUCAGUGUGUUGCUUCCUCAUUUUCAACGUGUGUGACUGGAUCGGCAGAACCGUCACCACCCUGGUCCAGUGGGUAGGUGUCUGAUCUCAUUUGAUCUGUGUGGAUUAAUGUCAUUUUAUUACACACUUGAUAGGAUCAUGAUGGAUUAUUGUUCCAAGUUUCUCAGUGUUUUAUAAUCCUCUACAAAUAUAAUUUCUCUCACUUUCUACCACUGCACGAAAGCUUCAGUUAUUACUAGCAUUACAUGUAGUUAUUAUUAUUACUAAUCUUAUUAGUAACAUUUCUCGCUGUAUUUGUUCCACAGCCUCCCAAGGAGAGUUGUCUGUUCCCGGCCCUGGUGGUCUCCAGGAUGGUGUUUGUUCCCCUGCUGAUGCUGUGUAACGUCCAGAGCCGCUCCUACCUGCCCGUCCUCUUCUCCCACGACGCUGCCUUCGUCUUUAUUAUGAUGCUCUUCUCCGUUUCCAGCGGCUACUGCGUCUGCCUGUCCAUGUCCUACGCCCCACAGUGAGUAGAAGUAACACACACGGCAGGUAGCCUUGCGGUUAGAGCGUUGGACCAGUAAGCAAAAGGUUGCUGGUUCAAAUUCCUGUGCCGACAAGGUGAAAGAUCUGCCGAUGUGCCCUUGAGCAAGGCACUUAACUCUAAUUGCUCCAGGGGCGCACACACGUGCACACUCUGUACGUGACAGUCCACUGUCAUAACAAUACACCAGUUAUGCACAUAAACUCAAAGAAAGAAACGUCCCUUUUUCAGGACCCAUAUUCGUAAAAAUCCAAAUAACUUCACAGAUCUUCAUUGUAAAGGGUUUAAACACUGUUUCCCAUGCUUGUUCAAUGAACCAUAAACAAUUAAUGAACAUGCACCUGUAGAACAGUUGUUAAGACACUAACAGCUUACUGACGGUACGCAAUUAAGGUCACAGUUAUGAAAACUUAGUACACUAAAGAGGCCUUUCUACUGACUCUGAAAAACACCAAAAGAAAGAUGCCCAGGGUCCCUGCUCAUCUGCGGGAACGUGCCUUAGGCAUGCUGCAAGGAGGCAUGAGGACUGCAGAUGUGGCCAGGGAAAUAAAUUGCAAUGUCCGUACUGUGAGACGCCUAAGACAGCGUUACAGGGAGACAGGACGGACAGCUGAUCGUCCUCGCAGUGGCAGACCACAUGUAACAACACCUGCACAGGAUCGGUACAUCCGAACUUUCACACCUGCGGGACAGGUACAGGAUGACAACAACUGCCCGAGUUACACCAGGAACGCACAAUCCCCCCAUCAGUGCUCAGACUGUCCGCAAUAGGCUGAGAGAGGCUGGACUGAGGGCUUGUAGGCCUGUUGUAAGGAAGGUCCUCACCAGACAUCACCGGCAACAACAUCGCCUAUGGGCACAAACCCACCGUCGCUGGACCAGACAGGACUGGCAAAAAGUGCUCUUCACUGACGAGUCGCGGUUUUGUCUUAUCAGGGGUGAUGUUUGGAUUCGCAUUUAUCGUUGAAGGAAUGAGCGUUACGCCGAGGCCUGUACUCUGGAGCGGGAUCGAUUUGGAGGUGGAGGGUCCGUCAUGGUCUGGGGCGGUGUGUCAAAGCAUUAUCGGACUGAGCUUGUUGUCAUUGCAGGCAAUCUCAACAAGACAGGAAUGUCAGUGUUCUGCCAUGGCCAGCGAAGAGCCCGGAUCUCAAUCCCAUUGAGCACGUCUGAGACCUGUUGGAUGGGAGGGCGAGGGCCAUUCCCCCCAGAAAUGUCUGGGAACUUGCAGUUGCCUUGGUGGAAGAGUGGGGUAACAUCUCACAACAAGAACUGGCAAAUCUGGUGCAGUCCAUGAGGAAGAGAUGCACUGCAGUACUUAAUGCAGCUGGUGGCCACACCAGAUACUGACUGUUACUUUUGAUUUUGACCCCCCUUUGUUCAGGGACACAUUAUUCAAUUUCUGUUAGUCACAUGUCUGUGGAACUUGUUCAGUUUAUGUCUAAGUUGUUGAAUCUUGUUAUGUUCAUACAAAUAUUUACACAUGUUAAGUUUGCUGAAAAUAAACGCAGUUGACAGUGAGAGGACAUUUCUUUUUUUGCUGAGUUUAUUAACUUCUUCAAUCUCAUUUUCAUGGCUUGUUUACGCACAAUCUCUCUCUGGCAUGUCACUCUGUUUAAGCACCUGUGACUUAAUCCCUUAGAGUCUAAAUAGCAUAAUAACAAAAUCCCUGCCAAAAUCUGUCUGUUUAAACUAGGAAUAUUUGUUUUUUUGCAUGGGCUGCGUCUCAAUCCACCACAUCCACUGAUGUCGGUCUUCCACAUCUGCGGUUGAAGGUGGCUGAGCUACAGCAGUGUUUGUCAGACCAGGAGACAUCCCAAAAAUCGGUCUUCUUACAAAACGUCUGUAGCGUCCGAACGGUUUGGCCUACAAACUAAUAUACGCUGAAGGGCGUAAAAAUUGUCUGUCCUCGGUUACAACACUCACUACCGAGUUCCAAACUGCUUCUGCAAGUCAACGUCAGCACACUGUUCAUCGGGAGCUUCAUGAAAUGGGUUUCCAUGGCCGAGCAGUCGCACAAAAGAUCACCAUGCGCACUCUGAUGGAGUGGUGUAAUUAGAGUGAUGGAUCACGCUUUACAAUCUGGCAGUCCGACGGAUUAAUCUGGGUUUGGCGGAUGCCAAGAGAACGCUACCUGCCCCAAUGCGUAGUACCAACUGUAAAGUUUGGUGGAGGAGGAAUAAUGGUCUGGGGCUCUUUUUCAUGGUUUGGGCUUGGCCCCUUAGUUCCAGUGAAGGGAAAUCUUAAUGUUACAGCAUUCAAUUACGUUCUAGACCAGGGCUGCACAACCCUCUUCCUGGAGAUCUACCAUCCUGUGGGUUUUCAGUCCAACCCUAAUUUAACACACCUGAUUCUACAAAUUAGCUGCUCAACAAGACCUUAACUAGCUGAAUCAGAUAUGCUAAAUUAGUGUUGGACUGAAAACCUACAGGAUAGUAUAUAUCCAGGAAGAGGGUUGGGCAGCCCUGUUCUAGACGAUUCUGUGCUUCCAACUUUGUGGCAACAGUUUGAGGAAGGCCCUUUCCUGUUUCAGCAUGACAUUGCCCCCGUGCACAAAGCGAGGUCCAUAUAGAAAUGGUUUGUCGAGAUCGGUGUGGAAGAACUUGACUGGCCUGCACAGAGCCCUGACCUCAACCCCAUCGAACACCUUUGGGAUGAAUUGGUAUGCCGACUGCUAGCCAGGCCUAAUCGCCCAACAUCAGUGCCCGACCUCACUAAUGUUCUUGUGGCUGAAUGGAAGAAAGUCCCCGCAGAAAUGUUCCAACAUCUAGUGGAAAGCCUUCCCAGAAGAGUGGAGGCUGUUAUAGCAGCAAAGGGGGGACCAACUCCAUAUUAAUGCCCAUGAUUUUGGAAUGAAAUGUUCGACGAGCAGGUUUCCACAUACAGUGGGGAAAAAAAGUAUUUAGUCAGCCACCAAUUGUGCAAGUUCUCCCACUUAAAAAGAUGAGAGAGGCCUGUAAUUUUCAUCAUAGGUACACGUCAACUAUGACAGACAAAUUGAGAAAAAAAAAUCCAGAAAAUCACAUUGUAGGAUUUUUAAUGAAUUUAUUAGCAAAUGAUGGUGGAAAAUAAGUAUUUGGUCACCUAGAAACAAGCAAGAUUUCUGGCUCUCACAGACCUGUAACUUCUUCUUUAAGAGGCUCCUCUGUCCUCCACUCGUUACCUGUAUUAAUGGCACCUGUUUGAACUUGUUAUCAGUAUAAAAGACACCUGUCCACAACCUCAAACAGUCACACUCCAAACUCCACUAUGGCCAAGACCAAAGAGCUGUCAAAGGACACCAGAAACAAAAUUGUAGACCUGCACCAGGCUGGGAAGACUGAAUCUGCAAUAGGUAAGCAGCUUGGUUUGAAGAAAUCAACUGUGGGAGCAAUUAUUAGGAAAUGGAAGACAUACAAGACCACUGAUAAUCUCCCUCGAUCUGGGGCUCCACGCAAGAUCUCACCCCGUGGGGUCAAAAUGAUCACAAGAACGGUGAGCAAAAAUCCCAGAACCACACAGGGGGACCUAGUGAGUGACCUGCAGAGAGCUGGGACCAAAGUAACAAAGCCUACCAUCAGUAACACACUACGCCGCCAGGGACUCAAAUCCUGCAGUGCAAGACGUGUCCCCCUGCUUAAGCCAGUACAUGUCCAGGCCCGUCUGAAGUUUGCAAGAGUGCAUUUGUAUGAUCCAGAAGAGGAUUGGGAGAAUGUCAUGUGGUCAGAUGAAACCAAAAUAUAACUUUUUAGUAAAAACUCAACUCGUCUUGUUUGGAGGACAAAGAAUGCUGAGUUGCAUCCAAAGAACACCAUACCUACUGUGAAGCAUGGGGGUGGAAACAUCAUGCUUUGGGGCUGUUUUUCUGCAAAGGGACCAGGACGACUGAUCCGUGUAAAGGAAAGAAUGAAUGGGGCCAUGUAUCGUGAGAUUUUGAGUGAAAACCUCCUUCCAUCAGCAAGGGCAUUGAAGAUGAAACGUGGCUGGGUCUUUCAGCAUGACAAUGAUCCCAAACACACCGCCCGGGCAACGAAGGAGUGGCUUCGUAAGAAGCAUUUCAAGGUCCUGGAGUGGCCUAGCCAGUCUCCAGAUCUCAACCCCAUAGAAAAUCUUUGGAGGGAGUUGAAAGUCUGUGUUGCCCAGCGACAGCCCCAAAACAUCACUGCUCUAGAGGAGAUCUGCAUGGAGGAAUGGGCCAAAAUACCAGCAACAGUGUGUGAAAACCUUGUGAAGACUUACAGAAAACGUUUGACCUGUGUCAUUGCCAACAAAGGGUAUAUAACAAAGCAUUGACAAAACUUUUGUUAUUGACCAAAUACUUAUUUUCCACCAUAAUUUGCAAACAUAUUCAUUAAAAAUCCUACAAUGUGAUUUUCUGGAUUUUUUUUUCUAAUUUUGUCUGUCAUAGUUGACGUGUACCUAUGAUGAAAAUUACAGGCCUCUCUCAUCUUUUUAAGUGGGAGAACUUGCACAAUUGGUGGCUGACUAAAUACUUUUUUUCCCCACUGUACUUUUGGUCACGUAGUGUAUAUUCCUCAUCUUUCUAAUAUCUAUCUCUCAGAUAUAGGACAGGCACUUCAAAACAAACUUUUACUAUCUGUUUUGCCGUGUAUUAAUAUGUUAUUCAAUGCAUUUCUAUUGGCUAAUAGCAGUAAGGCCAAAUUCAAUGUUUUAUAAAAUAUUUUAUUUUAUAUAAUUCGGGAUACUUAAAGGGGUCCCAAAAUUAAAAAUCUAAUAGCUAAAUGAUCAUUGGUAUGACAGGUAUGACCAUAUUAAAACAAUUCCAUGUGUUAGCUUAGUAGAAACCCAGCUCCCACACCCACACAUACUCACUUCUUCUGAAAUUCUCUCACACUCACCUGACAUACUUUGUCUCACUCAACCACGUUUUCUACCUCAAGCCAACUUCUGUGUUUAUUUCCUCUAUAACAUGUAACACCACAACCAUGUACUGACUCUACACAAACACGCACACACACCCAUACUGUAGCAGUCAAAAGUUUGGACACACCUACUCAUUCAUCUUCAUUUGUACUAUUUUCUACAUUGUAUAAUAAUAGUGAAGACAUCAAAACUAUGAAAUAACACAUAUGGAAUCAUGUAGUAACCAACAUUUUUUUAAACAAAUGAAAUUAUAUUUUAUAUUUGAGAUUCUUCAAAGUAGCCACCCUUUGCCUUGAUGACAGCUUUGCACACUCUUGGCAUUCUCUCAACCAGGUUCAUGAGGAAUGCUUUUCCAACAGUCUUGAAGGAGUUCCCACGUAUGCGGAGCACUUGUUGGCUGCUUUUCCUUCACUCUGCAGUCCGACUCAUCCCAAACCAUCUCAAUUGGGUUGAGGUCGGGGGAUUGUGGAGGCCAGGUCAUCUGAUGCAGCACUCCAUCACUCUCCUUGAUCAAAUAUCCCUUACACAGCCUGGAGGUGUGUUUUGGGUCAUUUUCCUGUUGAAAAAGAAAUGAUAGUCCCACUAAGUGCAAUCCAGAUGGGAUGGCGUAUCGCUGCAGAAUGCUGUGGUAGCCAUGCUGGUUAAGUGUGCCUUGAAUUCUAAAUAAAUCACAGACAGUGUCACCAGCAAAGCACCUCCAAACCAUCACACCUCCUCCUCCAUGCUUCAUGGUGGGACCACACAUGCAGUGAUCAUCCGUUCACCUACUCUGCGUCUCACAAAGACACGGCGUUGGAACCAAAAAUCUCAAAUUUGGACUCAUCAGACCAAAGGACAGAUUUCCACCGGUCCAUUGCUCGUCUUUCUUCGCCCAAGCAAGUCUCUUCUUCUUAUUGGUGUCCUAUAGUAGUGGUUUCUUUGCAGCAAUUCGACCAUGAAGGCCUGAUUCACGCAGUUUCCUCUGAACAGUUGAUGUUGAGAUGUGUCUUACUUGAACUUUGUGAAGCAUUAAUUUGGGCUGCAAUCUGAGGUGCAAUUGUCUCUAAUGAACUUAUCCGCUGCAGCAGAGGUAACUUCCAUUCCUGUGGCGGUCCUCAUGAGAGCCAGUUUUAUCAUAGCGCUUGAUGGUUUUUGCGACUGCACUUGAAGAAACUUUCAAAGUUCUUGACAUUUUUCGCAUUGACUGACCUUCAUGUCUUAAAGUAAUGAUGGACUGUCGUUUCUCUUUGCUUAUUUGAGCUGUUCUUGCCAUCAUAUGGACUUCGUCUUUUACCAAAUAGGGCUAUCUUCUUUAUACCACCCCUACUUUGUCACAACACAACUGAUUGACUCAAACGCAUUAAGAAGGAAAGAAAUUCCACAAAUUAACUUUUAAGAAGGCACACCUGUUAAUUUAAAUGCAUUCCAGGUGACUACAUCAUGAAGCUGGUUGAGAGAAUGCCAAGAGUGUGCAAAGCGUCAUCAAGGCAAAGGGUGGCUACUUUGAAUAAUCUCAAAUAUAUUUUGAUUUGUUUAACACCUUUUUGGUUACUACAUGAUUCCAUAUGUGUUAUUUAAUAGUGUUGAUGUCUACACUGUUAUUCUACAAUGUAGAAAAUACUACAAAUAAAGAAAAACCCUGGAAUGAGUAGGUGUGUCCAAACUUUUGACUGGUACUCUACAUUCAAUCAUCAUAUACGCUGCUGCUACUCUGUUUAUCAUAUAUCCUGACGCCUAGUCACCUUACCCCUAUACAUAUCUACAGUUGAAGUCGGAAGUUUACAUACACCUUAGCCAAAUACAUUUAAACUCAGUUUUUUACAAUUCCUGACAUUUAAUCCUAGUAAAGAUUCCCUGUCUUAGGUCAGUUAGGAUCACCACUUCAUUUUAAGAAUGUGAAAUGUCAGAAUAAUAGUGGACAGAAUGAUUUAUAUCAGUUUUUAUUUCUUUCAUCACAUUCCCAGUGGGUCAGAAGUUUUACAUACACUCAAUUAGUAUUGCCUUCAAAUUGUUUAACUUGGGUCAAAUGUUUAGGGUAGCCUUCCACAAGCUUCCCACAAUAAGUUGGGUGAAUUUUGGCACAUUCCUCCUGACAGAGCUGGUGUAACUGAAUCAGAUUUGUAGGCCUCCUUGCUCCCACACGCUUUUUCAGUUCUGCCCACAAAUGUUCUAUAGGAUUGAGGUCAGGGCUUUGUGAUGGCCACACCAAUACCUUGACUUUGUUGUCCUUAAGCCAUUUUGCCACAACUUUUAAAGUAUGCUUGGGGUCAUUGUCCAUUUGGAAGACCCAUUUGCGACCAAGCUUCCUGACUGAUGUCUUGAGAUUUUGCUUCAACAUAUCCACAUAAUUUUCCUUCCUCAUGAUGCCAUCUAUUUUGUGAAGUGCACCAGUCCCUCCUGCAGCAAAGCACCCCCACAGCAUGAUGCUGCCACCCAAGUGCUUCACAGUUGGGACGGUGUUCUUCGGCUUGCAAGCUCCCCCUUUUUCCUCCAAACAUAACGAUGGUCAUUAUGGCCAAACAGUUCUAUUUUUGUUUCAUCAAACCAGAGGACAUUUUUCCAAAAAGUAUGAUCUUCUGUAGCUCAGCUGGUAGAGCACGGCGCUUGUAACGCCAAGGUAGUGGGUUCGAUCCCCGGGACCAACCAUACACAAAAAUGUAUGCGCUCAUGACUGUAAGUCGCUUUGGAUAAAAGUGUCUGCUAAAUGGCAUAUUAUAAUGAUAUUAUUAUCUUUGUUACUGUGGAUAUAGAUACUUUUGUACAUGUUUCCUCCAGCAUCUUCGCAAGGUCCUUUGUUGUUGUUCUGGGAUUGAUUUGCACUUUUUGCACCAAAGUACGUUCUCUAGGAGACAGAACACGUCUCCUUCCUGAGCAGUAUGACAGCUGGUGGUCCCAUAGUGUUUAUACUUGCGUACUAUUGUUUGUACAGAUUAAUGUGGUACCUUCGAGCGUUUGGAAAUUGCUCCCAAGGAUGAACCAGACUUGUGGAUGUCUGCAAAAAAAUGUCUGAGGUCUUGCUGAUUUCUUUUGAUAUUCCCAUGAUGUCAAGCAAAGAGGCACUGAGUUUGAAGGUAGGCCUUGAAAUACAUCCACAGGUACACCUCCAAUUGACUCAAAUUAUGUCAAUUAGCUUAUCAGAAGCAUCUAAAGCCAUGACAUAUUUUUCUGGAAUUUUCCAAGCUGUUUAAAGGCACAGUCAACUUAGUGUAUGUAAACUUCUGACCCACUGGAAUUGUGAUACAGUGAAUUAUAAGUGAAAUAAUCUGUCUGUAAACAAUUGUUGGAAAAAUGACUUGUGUCAUGCACAAAGUAGAUGUCCAAAACUUGAAACCAAACAUACUGUAUAUGCAUACUGUAUUUAUGUGUAUAUUGUAUGGCACAUCAUAUCUAUCAGUAUGUGUCAUCCUCUAUUUAGUCUGCUCUCUCUCUGUCUCCUCCCAGGUUGGUGGCAUCCAAAGAUGCAGAGACGGCCGGGGCCCUGAUGACUUUCUUCCUGGCCCUGGGCCUCUCCAUCGGGGCCGCCCUUUCUUUCCUACUGCGCCUACUGGUCUAG
Coregonus sp. 'balchen' is the source of this 13352-nucleotide messenger RNA. The record is from the annotation of a GenBank genome assembly. Lineage: Eukaryota; Metazoa; Chordata; Actinopteri; Salmoniformes; Salmonidae.